Molecule: messenger RNA, 6930 nt
Organism: Dissoconium aciculare CBS 342.82
Lineage: Eukaryota; Fungi; Ascomycota; Dothideomycetes; Mycosphaerellales; Dissoconiaceae
Product: glycosyltransferase family 5 protein
Exons: 5
Coding region: 1-6930 (2309 amino acids)
Biological process (GO): fungal-type cell wall (1->3)-alpha-glucan biosynthetic process
Cellular component (GO): fungal-type cell wall
Molecular function (GO): alpha-1,3-glucan synthase activity
Source: RefSeq, a predicted model, not a curated record
AUGUUGUUGAAGCUGCUGUUACAUGCCCUGUUGCUCGUAUCGACAUCUAGGGCAUCUUACUAUGACGAGGCUGAGGUUCUCUGGAAUCUGAAUGCCAAUCCGGACGCAGAAACGCCAUUAGACUACCACAUCCCAGAUUGGCCCGCAGGUUUUCAGCAUCAAAGAAGCCCGGAGAACUGGAGGUUCCCGUUCUACAGCUUCUUUCUAGACCGGUUCGUCAAUGGAGAUCCGACCAACGACAAUGCCAACGGCACAGCUUGGGAACACGAUCCGCUCCAGACGCAGCUCCGGCAUGGCGGCGAUGUUCAAGGUUUGGUAGACUCGCUUGAUUACCUUCAAGGCCUAGGAAUAAGAGGCAUCUACAUAGUUGGAUCGGCCUAUAUUAAUCAUCCUUGGGAGGCAGACUCAUACAGUCCCAUGGACCACACGAUUCUCGAUCAUCACUUUGGCACCAUCAAAGAAUGGAGAGCAGCGAUUCAAGCCAUCCACGAGCGCGGGAUGUAUGUCAUUAUGGAGAAUACGAUGGCGACCAUGUCGGACCUUAUCGGAUUCCAGGGGUUCAUGAACAGCAGUGCCGAGUUCUCAUUCCGAGAACAUUACGUUCAAUAUGUCUCGGACGAUUUCUACCGCGAUUUCAAAUUUUCGAACGACUUUGAAGAGGAGUGUCACUACGCCUUCCCUCGUUUCUGGAACCAAAGUGGGAUCCUCAUGCAUGACGAGAAUACGACAAGCUUCAAAGGCUGCAUGAACAGCGAGUUUGACCAAUUCGGCGACAUAGGCGCCUUUGGCAUAUAUGCCGAAUGGCAGAAACAACUGUCCAAGUUCAACGGUGUACAAGAUCGUCUCCGCGAAUGGCGACCGAGCGUCCUCGCCAAAAUCAACCACUUCUCGUGUAUGAUGAUCCGCGGUCUUGACAUCGAUGGUUUUCGUAUCGAUAAAGCCAUGCAGGUGACCGUGGAUGCACAAGGGAACUUCUCAGCCUUCCAGAGGGAGUGUGCGAGGUCUGUCGGAAAGGACAACUUCUUCAUCCCGGGCGAGAUCGUAAACGGCAAUGCAAAUGCGGCGAUCUACAUCGGCCGCGGCAAGGACCCCUCGAUGCAGAUCCGCAACACCACGAAUGCUAUGAUCAAGCCUACAAUAGUGAAUGACUCAGCAUAUAUCCGCUCGGCCGCUUACUCAGCACUCGAUGCCGGUGCAUUUCAUUAUAGUCUGUAUCGAGCAUUGAUGAGAUUUCUAGGCCUUGAUGGAAACCUGUUGGCGACCAGUGAUGCCCCCGUGGAUUUUGUGGACCAAUGGAGAGUUUUCGUUGAGACGAAUGACUUCAACAAUGCCAACACGGGAGAAUUCGAUCCCCGUCAUAUGUACGGAGUGUCGAACCAUGACGUCCUCCGCUGGCCUGGGCUCACAAACGGCACAGAGAGGCAGCUUUUGGGCGAUUUCGUCAUCUCGCUGUUGAUGCCAGGAAUCCCCAUGGUCAGCUGGGGCGAAGAGCAAGCAUUUUUCGUUCUCGACAAUACAGCCGCAAACUACAUCUUCGGCCGCCAGCCAAUGUCCUCUGCAAUAGCCUGGAAACUUCACGGAUGCUACAACGUCGGCGACGAGAACCUUCACGAAGCACCAUUCAACUCGUCGCUCACGGCUUGUCAUGAUGAUACCGUGCCACUCGAUCAUCGCGAUCCUUCGCAUCCAGUGUAUAACACGUUGAAGCACAUGUUUGAGCUGCGACGAAGGUACCCGGUCUUGCGGGAUGGGUUCGCAUUGAUAAAGCUGUCCAGCCAGACCUUCGAGUAUGUUCUCCCAGGCUCGUUCGAAGUUCCAACCGAGACCGGAUUGUGGAGCACGUUCAGAGGGAGAGUCGAAGGCGUCCAGGACUUCACUGGGCAAGGUGAAUUCGGGAAUCAACCCGUGUGGUUGCUCUACUCAAACUACAAUGACUCCACCCUCUACGAAUUCGAUUGCAUGGGCCCAGACGCAAUUGUUUCUCCAUACGAUGCAGGUACCACCGUCAGGAACUUAUUCUAUCCAUUCGACGAGUGGACUCUGGAGGAGUCGUCUGUCACACUUGGUAUCGAAGGCUCUACCAGGCCGAAUGGAUGUUUGCCACGACUCAACGUGACCCUUUAUGGGUGGAAGGCGUUUGUGCCGAUCGACGCAUGGAUCGCACCGUCACCCGUGAUUACUGGGUUCUCCCCUGGCCAUGAUGCGAGGAUUCAAUCAACUACCGAUCCUGCGAGCCCUUCGACAAUCGACGUCGAACUGCGAUUUUCCCAGCCUAUGAAUUGCGACUCCAUCCGUGACGGCCUUUCUAUUGCCUCAACAACAGAUUACAAUCGCCAAGCGAGCGUGGCAACAGGUAGUCUGGACUGUCUGACCAUCGAACCUCGCGCCGAAGCCUACUACUACGGUCCUCAUCCGUCCACAUGGCGGGCAAAAUUUCAACUCGAGAAUGUAUACGAUGGGAUCCACCGCGUGAAUAUCAGAAACAUCUCCAGUGCUUCAGGAACAUUCACUGGAUCCCACGAUCACUUCUUGCUGCGAAUAGGUACUUUGGAUAACCCCAUGGUGUUUCCAGAGGCUGCGAACUACAGCACGUCAUUACUUUACAGAGGUGAAGCCUCUGCUGAUAAUUCCAGUAACCAAAAGCGCGAUGAGAUCACCUCUGGUUCUGGCUUAUUCAUCGCCCAUACAUCAGCAGGUGCUGACAAAUGGCGCUACUCGCUCUCUUUCGGCGCCAUUUGGUCGGAGUGGUACGACUACGUUCCUGGUAAUGCGACCUUACCUGCUCAGACUUGGACAGGUAGCGAAAGGCAGCGUUGGGAAGGAGAACAUGUUCAAGUCCAGUAUUGGUCGAACUUCGCAGGAAGUAGUGCCCAUAUGGUCCAAGGCGAUCUUGUUGGAGCGAAUCGGACUGCUCGUCGUUUUCCUCAUAUUUUCUUACACGGCGCAUUCAACGAGUUCGGCUACGACUCCGGUCUGCCGAAUACGAUGGUGCAAAUGGAAAACGGUACCUGGAUGUUUGACUUCAUGGCAGAGUGGCCGACCAACUACCAGCUGAACGUUUGGGGCUUGGCUGAUGAUGGAAGACCCGAUUUGAGCUAUGCGAUGGGUGACGUUGAUCACGACGGAGUCCUUGAUCGAAUAUCUCCAGUCUCGCUUCAACAAGCUGUAGUCAACAUCACCGAUCAGGGCCCUCCCUUUCCUGCACUGUCUUGGCGCAUCCUGUUCGACGACGCGACCUUCCGCUACCAUAGGGUACCUUCCGGCAACAGCAUCAUCCAAGUCAUCAUGUGGGCUUUGCUGUGGGCAAUCCCAUUGAUUACAGAAUUGAUCAGUGUCCGCCUUUACAUGUCAUCAUUCUACAGCGUGAAGUUCAAUCGGAUGGGAUUGAAAACAUCCGAAGAUACAGUCGUCUUCGACGCCUUUGCCCCUGGCAUUGGAAGUAUCGAGAAACAACGUCGGACGGUUCUGAUCGCCACAAUGGAAUAUGACAUCGUGGAUUGGGGUAUCAAGAUUAAGAUUGGCGGUCUUGGAGUCAUGGCGCAGCUCAUGGGAAAGAGCUUGCAGCACCAAAAUUUGAUAUGGGUGGUACCUUGCACUGGCGGCAUCGACUAUCCUAUUGACACUCCAGCGGAUCCCAUUGAUGUGAUCAUCAUGGGUAAGACAUACGACGUACAAGUGCAAUAUCACACUCUCGACAAUAUUACAUAUGUACUGCUCGAUGCCCCGGUUUUUAGACGACAGACGGCAAAGGAACCGUACCCGCCUCGCAUGGAUGAUCUCGAUAGUGCGAUUUACUACUCGGCGUGGAAUCAGUGCAUUGCGGAAACCAUGAACCGGUUCGACAUUGAUAUCUACCAUAUCAACGACUACCACGGGACGAUUGCACCUUUGUAUCUGCUUCCGAGGACCAUGCCCGUGUGCCUUUCGCUCCAUAAUGCAGAAUUUCAAGGCCUCUGGCCGAUGCGCAACCCUAAAGAGGUUGAAGAAGUAUGCUCGGUCUACAACCUAUCACAACUGGUAGUGGAGCGGUAUAUCCAAUUCGGUGAAGUCUUCAACCUCCUUCAUGCAGGUGCAAGCCUGCUACGAAUCCAUCAAGGAGGAUUUGGCGCUGUCGGCGUGAGCAAAAAAUACGGCAAGCGGUCUUGGGCUCGCUAUCCCAUCUUCUGGGGGUUGAAUCGCAUCGGUGCCCUGCCAAAUCCAGACCCAUCCGACAUUGCAGAAUGGGACAAGAAGAAGAAAGUCAGCAUGCAAGAUGUUACAAUCGACCAUGAGCUCGAGAGUCAGCGCGCUUCACUCAAACGCCAAGCACAGGAGUGGGCGGGUCUCGAACAACGUGAAGAUGCCGAUCUCUUCGUAUUUGUCGGUCGGUGGUCUAUGCAGAAGGGAAUUGAUCUGAUCGCUGACGUGUUUCCUGCUAUACUGGAAAAGUAUAAGCAUACUCAAUUGAUUGCUGUUGGUCCGACAAUCGACUUAUACGGCAAAUUUGCGGCUUUGAAGCUGGAGAAGAUGAUGAAGCUGUAUCCUGGUAGAGUUUUUUCGAAGCCGGAGUUCACGGCUCUUCCGCCUUUCAUCUUCAGCGGCGCCGAGUUCGCUCUCAUUCCAAGCAGAGAUGAGCCAUUUGGCCUCGUUGCCGUUGAAUUUGGCCGUAAGGGUGCCUUGGGAGUUGGCUCUCGCGUUGGAGGCCUAGGACAAAUGCCCGGACUGUGGUAUACCUUAGAAUCAUCAACGACGAAGCAUCAAAUGCGUCAAUUCAAGACGGCGAUAUCAAUGGCCCUCAAGUUGGACUGGAACACACGGGCUUUGAUGCGCGCUCGAUCUGCAAAGCAACGCUUCCCUGUGGCUCAGUGGAAAGAAGAUCUAGAGAUCUUGCAAGCAACAUGUAUCAAGGUCCAUCAGAAACGUGCAGACCAUGUCUCUCACAGACAGAUGGGUCUGGGUGAGAGGAGAAACCGACGCAGCGGAAUCAGCACACCCGGCUGGAUGAGCCCUCGGCUCGGCACUCCCAACCCGAGUCGGCCCGCAACCCGGCAAUCGUCGCCGGACCGGUUCGGCACCGCAAGUCCACGCAAUUCUUACCUCGAAGCCUUGCAAUCACGCUCAGGCUUUGCAUCGCCUGUAUUGAGCCCUUUGUCGUCACGAGCCUCUAGCAUUCGACGCAAUUCCAAUGAUGCUCGUCCCGGCACAAGCGACAGUUAUUUCGAUGUUCAGAGACAAAGCAGUAACGUGAGCAAUUCUCACGAUCGAGUCAGUACUCCUGACGUGCAAGACCGUGUGAACUUGCAUAACCCAAUUGCAAGCGAAAGCAGCGCUGGCGAAGAUAAGAAACCCAGACGACAGAAUCUAACCCCGCUGUUCACCGACCCUACAGGGCUCUACUACAAGAUCUUCGAAAGAAAACUUGAGCAGCUGAACGGCAAGAAUUCAGAAACGACGCUCUGUAUUGAAGAAUACCUUGAGAAAUCCGAGAAACAAUGGUUUCAACGCCUACACGAUGUCAAAAUGAGCAGGGACCCGACACCCUCAGCUUCAAGAGCGCUCACUCCAGCAGCCUCGAUAUACGAGGGCAUCGAGACAAAGGAAACUGUCGACCAGUUCCUGCUCCCUGAAGACCACACUCCGCCAACGGGCCUACGACGCUUCAUGAUGUACAAAAUUGGAGAUUGGCCAACUUACUCCCUCUUCAUCGCCCUUGGUCAAAUUCUCGCAGCAAAUUCAUACCAAAUUUCGUUGAUCUCCGGACAAGUCGGCCAGACAGCCACUCAGCUCUACGUUGUUGCUUGCGUCUACCUCGUCACGACUCUGAUCUGGUGGUUUCUCUUCCGGCGGCUAUCGCUCAAGCACUGUCUCAGCCUACCAUUCUUCUUCUACGGAUUCGCAUUCUUGCUGAUCGCAAUGGCGCCCUACGGGACCACCACAGAAAUGCGUGGCAACAUCCAAAUGACCGCCAGCUCGAUGUACGCCGUCGCAUCAUCUUCCGGAUCAAUCUACUUUGCGCAGAAUUUCGGCUCCUUGGGUUCCGUCGCAGUGAAGGAUUGGGCUUUCCGGGCCUGUGCCAUUCAGGGUACCCAGCAACUCUACGUCGUCGCGCUCUGGGCAUGGGGAUCACGACUCGCACGCAUGAACGCUUCCGGAAUGAGCACCGACCUUGGCAGCACCAUGACCGCAAUCGGCGCGCCCAUAGCUGCCUUCCUCUGGGUCGUCGGACUCGUCAUGUACUUUGGCCUGCCUGAAUUCUACCGUCAGAAGCCCGGAACACAACCCGAUUUCUACACGGCCAUCUUUCGGCGGAAAAUCGUCGUCUGGUUUCUCAUUGCCGUUUUCAUCCAGAAUGUCUUCUUGUCGGCUUUGACUGGUCGCAAUUGGACUUAUCUCUGGAGCUCGCAGCAUGCACCGGAUUGGGCUAUCGUGCUGCUGAUCCUGCUGUUUUUCGUCCUUGUCUGGGCGGCAGUGCUGUGGUAUCUCGGAUGGCUCUCCAAAACACAUAGCUGGAUGAUUCCGAUUUUCGCCGUCGGAUUGGGCGCGCCGCGCUGGUGUCAGAUUCUCUGGUCGACUUCAGGUGUUGGGCAAUAUCUCCCUUGGGCGGGAUCUCCGGUGGGUUCUGCGAUGCUCGGGAGAGCGUUGUGGCUCUGGCUAGCUGUGUUGGACUCGUUGCAGGGAAUCGGAUUCGGUAUAAUAUUAUUGCAGACCAUGGCUCGCUUCCACUGUACGUUUGCGCUCAUGGCUGGACAAGCGGUAGGUGCGAUCGCAACGAUCAUCGCUCGGGCGGACGGCCUCAACUCUGUGGGUCCAGGACCGACGUUUCCUAACCUGGCUAUCGAUUGGAGAAGUGGGCUAUUGAAGCCUUGGUUCUGGGUCUGUCUAAUCCUGCAACUGUGCAUUUGCGUUGGAUUCUUCACGUUCUUCCGCAAGGAGCAAUUGACCAAGCCUUAA